Onychomys torridus (southern grasshopper mouse) is the source of this 3593-nucleotide messenger RNA. It is a transcript of the gene Donson, whose product is annotated as DNA replication fork stabilization factor DONSON. NCBI's taxonomy places the organism in Eukaryota, Metazoa, Chordata, Mammalia, Rodentia, Cricetidae. Gene Ontology annotation, biological process: nuclear DNA replication. Gene Ontology annotation, cellular component: nucleus. Bases 57 to 1739 code for a protein of 560 amino acids. The record is from RefSeq and is a predicted model, not a curated record. The transcript has 13 exons.
GGCCGGGGCGCGCGGGAAGCGCAGGCCGGGCUGCGGGACCGCCUCGGCGCUGCGCAAUGGCUGUCCCGCUGCCCGGCUACUCGCCCAGCUUCAAGAGGCCGCCCGAGAUUGUGCGGCUCCGCCGGAAAAGGUCUCGGAGCCACGGCGCCGCCGUGCCCCCCGCACUGCGGGAGCCCACGCCCCGCCGCGCCGCGCUGGCGGCCGGGCUGCCCCUGCGCCCCUUCCCGACCGCGGGCGGCAGAGGCGGCGCCGCCUCUGCGGCCGGCCCCCGCAGGAACCCUUUCGCCCGCCUGGACAACCGGCCGCGGGUCGCCGACGAGGCCCGCGAGGAGCCGUCCCGUGGUCCGCAGGGAGCUCCGGACGCGCUUUUAGAUUCUAAUGGAGAAAAUAAUUUGCUGUGGGAAGAAGCGUCUCGUGAAAGAACUGUCACCGAACUGUCCCAGAGACAGCAUGUGUCAUUCUCUGAAUCAGAUACGACUUCUUCGGAAGGUACUGAGUUACCUGCGGACUGGAGUAUUAAAACCCGACUCCUUUUCACCUCUUCUCAACCCUUCUCCUGGGCAGAUCACUUGAAAGCACAGGAAGAAGCCCAAGGCCUUAUCCAGCACUGUAGGGCAGCAGAAGUUACUUUACCCCAGAGUAUACAGGAUCCCAAACUCUGCACUGAGCUGCGUUGUGCCUUCCAGCAGACUCUUGUCUACUGGCUCCACCCUGCCUUUUCAUGGCUGCCACUGUUCCCUCGAAUUGGAGCCGAUAGGAAAAUGGCAGGAACGUCAAGCCCAUGGUCACACGAUGAGACUCUGCAGCAUACUUUAAUGAGUGACUGGUCUGUGAGUUUUACUUCCUUGUAUAAUCUGUUGAAGGCAAAGCUUUGCCCCUUUUUCUACGUUUGUACCUACCAGUUUACUGUCCUGUUCCGGGCAGCAGGAUUAGCAGGAAGUAACGUGGUCACGGCGCUCAUAUCUCCUACAACUAGGGGUUUAAGAGAAGCUAUGAAAAAUGAAGGUAUUGAAUUUUCUUUGCCUUUGCUAGAAGAAAGUGGCUAUAAGAAGAAAGUACGUGAAGCAGACCUGGAGCAUGAGGAGGAGCAAGCGGCCAGUGAUGAGGAUGAAGAGGAGAGCUUUUCUUGGCUUGAAGAGAUAGGUGUGCAAGAUCAAAUUAAAAAGCCGGACAUGAUUUCUAUCAAGCUACUGAGAGAAAAGCAUGAAGUCCAAGUGGAUCACAGGCCCGAGUCUGUUGUGCUGGUGAAAGGACUCGGCACUCUCACAUUGCUCAACUUUCUGAUCAACUGCAAGAGCUUAGUUGCCACCUCGGGCGCACAGGCAGGCCUCCCUCCAACCCUUUUAUCCCCAGUAGCCUUUCGAGGUGCCUCAAUGCAAAUGCUGAAGGCACGAAGCAUUAAUGUAAAGACACACGCUCUUUCUGGAUACAGAGAUCAGUUUAGUUUAGAGAUCACAGGUCCCAUCAUGCCUCAUGCUCUGCAUUCUGUGACCAUGCUACUCCGAUCUUCACAGAGAGGGUCAUUCUCUGCUGGGAUGUAUGCACAUGAGCCUACUGCUGUAUUCAAUGUCUGCCUGCCACAGGAUAAAGACCUACAUAGAAAAGUUGCUCAUAAGGACCUUGUUAAUUGUGGGCUGCACCCCAAAACCCUGGAGCAGCUCAGUCAAAUACCAUUGCUGGGGAAGUCAUCCUUACGGAAUGUGGAAAUGAGUGACUACAUCUUUAAUUGGAGAUCCUGAACACCAAAGCUUGGGCACCAGUGUUAGCCAGCUGCUCCUGCGUCAGGACUUGCACUCCCGUACUUCCUGUGAACUGCCCAGGGAUAGAGUUCAACUGAGCCCAGGCAUCAAUCUGAAGAAAAAGAAGCCAUCUUCAUUAAGGAAAAUCACUGAUCUGAUGAAAGUGCCACAAUGGUAGUUUAAUUCACUGAGGAAAAAUGGUUUGGUUCCUAAAAUAGCCAAAUAAUGAUAUAUUUAAAGUUCAAUGUUUUCCCCAAGUCUUCCAGUAAGUUUUACAGCAUUCAAUGAAAUCUACUAAUGCAGAAAAAGAUGCUACAUGUAAAAAAAUAAACCACAGUCUAUGUAUUAAGAUUCUUGGAAAAUGAGAAGAUUCGAAAGGCAAAGAGGGCACUCCUGGAAAAUAGAAGACAAUUAAGAUUCACACAAGUAUCGUGAAAAUUCUGUAGUCACUCCUUACUGAGGAUGCUGCUGGCUGGUUUCUGGGAAGGAAGACGAUGCUAUGGCAGAGGGGGAACACCAUCUGAUGAGUUGUUUUCCAUAACAUGGAUUUACGCAGUUUCGUCCGUGUCAUGUCAGCACACUCACGUGGCAAGACAGUUGUGGGAUGAGGGAUGACAACAAGGAUAUUUAGCCCUUGUGAAGAUAAAUUCUGUCAUCUUGGCUGAAAUGUUUUAUGGUCAAGACUGAAGAUCCAUAAACUUCAGUUAUAUUUAUUAAAAUUAAAACAAAAAACAAGGAUUUUGAAAACACUACCUCGCCAUUUAGGAAAAAAAUUUGCAUUACUCUUAAAAAUAAAAAAUUCUCAUUUGAAGCCCCACUGAAACCAGAAGGGUCAGUGCUCCUAGGAUAGAACAUCAACUCUACAAAUAUAGUAGUACCUUAGAUGGUAACUAAGUAACAAGCUGAGUAGUAGUACCAGUUGUCAGCCUUUCUUAGGCAUCUUUAACACUGUUUCAGAAAUACAUAUGAAAGCAAAACAAUCCUGUCCUUUCCUAAAGUUUGGCAUGCUUUUCAUUAGUCUACACUCUGCAUCAGAUCUUUAGAUAAGUAGCUCAGUUCUCACUCUGCAUUCAUCUUCCCAGGAAACGUUACGCUUUAUUCACCUGACCCACUGGUAGGGCUUUCCUUUUGGUUCAGUGUUUCCGUCUUCUCUCAACAUUGCCCCCUUAAUUAGAAUCUAACCUCUGGCUGGAGAAGAGGCUACAGCAUCACUUCCAAUGUUGAGACUGAAAAUGACAGUCAUAAAUUUUAAGUAAUAAUCUUUCUUGUUCAAAAAAUAUAAUCGCCAUGCACUAAGCAUUUUCCCCAUGAUUCAGCAGAAGCUAACAUCAUUCUCUCAAGAAAAUGUCAGAAUUCUACAAUAUUUCUAAGUCUUUGCUACAUAGGAGAUUCUCUGGCUAUAGUCUUCCCAACUGUUUAAAUGAUAAUCUGUAAUAAACUACUGAAAGCAUAUUAUGUCGGGACAUUAAUUCUGUACAGCCCUCACCUGGUUUAUAUCCUACUACUACAAGAAGAUUAAGUUAGCUACAAAUGUCCAUUAGCUCUCCCUCCUGAGAUGUGGAAGUAGCCUGAUUUGGGGAUUAGUAGAGGAGCACUAAACUUGUUCCAAACUAGAUACCCUUUUCCUCUCUGGUGAUGGUUUGAUUUGCUUCAGUUGUUGAACUCCAUGUGAAUACAGACCAUCCCCUUUAACUGUAAAUAGGCUGGUUAGCUGCACUGGCUAGUUACGUUCAUCAGCAUUAUUAUACAGAACUGUUCCCAUUCAAAAUGCCGCAGGUCAAAAAAACACAGUGAAAAUGUCGCCUGUGAAUAUCUCUGGGGAAAAGUACUGCAUGAAAAAAAAGUUUCUGAUUU